This is a messenger RNA of Callorhinchus milii (elephant shark), 2446 nucleotides long. It is a transcript of the gene foxred1, whose product is annotated as FAD-dependent oxidoreductase domain containing 1. NCBI's taxonomy places the organism in Eukaryota, Metazoa, Chordata, Chondrichthyes, Chimaeriformes, Callorhinchidae. The transcript has 11 exons. Bases 42 to 1535 code for a protein of 497 amino acids. Gene Ontology annotation, molecular function: oxidoreductase activity. The record is from RefSeq and is a predicted model, not a curated record. Gene Ontology annotation, cellular component: cytoplasm.
GGGAGGCUGCGCGCGCAGAGCUCACUGUCCGGCGGCGGAAGAUGUUGUCCUGCGGGUGUGUGAGGCGGCGGUUUCUGAGCUUCCUGCGGCUUCCGUGCUUUCCCCCCUCGGCCUUCAACACCGGCACCGGGCAGGGGAGCCAUGGGGACUUCUUCAAGGAUUUUGAGAAUGGGAUUAUGAAAUUCAAACAGAAAACCAAGGAUGCACUUCCAGGAAGUGACUGGAAUCCUGUGUACCAAACCCCUGGUCUGCCUCCCGAGUGGGCUGAUGUUGUCAUCGUGGGGGGAGGGGUGGUGGGCUGGUCCAUCGCUUACUGGCUGAAGAAAAAGGAGAAAAUUCGGAACACGCUCCGAGUGGUUGUGGUGGAGAAGGACCCAACAUACUCCAAAGCUUCCACAGCCCUGUCGGUGGGAGGUAUUCGUCAACAAUUUUCUCUGCCAGAGAACAUUCAUUUGUCCCUGGACUCUGCUUGCUUCUUACGCAAUAUAAAGGAGAACCUCAGUGUGAUAAAUAAGGACCCUGUGGACAUACAGUUUAACCCUUCAGGAUACCUGUUCCUGGCCAGUGAUGAGGGUAGUGCAGCUCUAGAGGAGAAUUAUCAUAUCCAGAGGAGAGAAGGUGCAAAGGUCAUGCUCCUAACACCACAGCAGUUACAGAAGAAGUUUCCGUGGAUCAACAUAGACGGUGUUGCAGUUGCCUCCUUUGGUCUCGAGAAUGAGGGCUGGUUUGAUCCCUGGAUGCUACUGAAUGCAUUUCGAAAUAAAGCGCUAUCCAUGGGCAUCCAUCAUUGUUAUGGAGAAGUAACUGGCCUAAAACAUUCUGUCCAAGAGGUGGAGGCAAAUGAUGGAAGCACAGUGACCUUUAAGAGAAUCCAUCAUGUCCAUGUGCAGAUGCCAGACAGCUUGGAGUACCAGCCAGUGGAAUGUUCUUUGGUUGUCAAUGCAGCUGGAGCUUGGUCAGCCAAAGUGGCAGAGAUGAUCGGAAUUGGUAGUGGGCCUGAAGGUACUCUGGCUGGUACAAAACUCCCUGUGGAACCCAGGAAGAGGUAUGUAUACGUCUUUAAUUGUCCAAAUGGCCCUGGGCUAGACUGUCCUUUGUUUAUCGACAACAAGGGAGCGUACUUCCGGCGGGAAGGUUUGGGAGGCAACUAUGUUGGAGGAAUUUCUCCUACAGAGGAGGAUGAGCCAGAUCCCAGUGAUCUAGAGGUGGAUUAUGACUUCUUCCAGGAGAAGGUGUGGCCCCAUCUGGCUCACCGAGUGCCUGCUUUUCAGACCUUGAAGGUGAAGAGCGCCUGGGCUGGUUACUAUGAUUACAAUACCUUUGACCAGAACGCAAUCAUUGGGGUUCACCCACUGGUCCCCAACUUCUACUUUGCCACUGGGUUCAGUGGGCAUGGGCUGCAGCAAUCACCAGCUGUGGGAAGGGCCAUCGCCGAGCUCAUUGUGGAUGGAAAGUUUCAGACCCUUGACCUCAGCGCAUUUGACUUCCUCCGAUUCUACACAGACACCAAAGUGCUGGAGAAGAAUAUUGUGUGAGUUGGAUUUUGCACAUUUCUGAUGUCGCAGAGAAAUGCAGCUCCUCAGGAUCUGCCAUUCAUUUUGGGUUAAUUCCAUUAGAAGGUGACAUUGAGGUUACCUGAGGCAAGACUCUUUAAUGUAUUGAAUCUGUCUUCUGUAGUUUAGCUUCCACAAGCUGGAACAAUUCAGCUUGGCAGAAAGUGUGAUGUCAUCACAUGGGCAGCCAACGAUUCAAGAAUGUGCGGGAUCUUUCAAAGCUAUUUUACUGUUACCCAUGGUAUAAAUAGCCUAGUGGAUCCAAAGGAAUACUGGGAUUCAAACCUAUCCCAAAGAUAGUUUAAAGUUUAAACUCCCAACCUUGGUACAAUUACUGGUUACUGUCAUAACUGAGUGAGCUGCUUUGGGUAAGUGUAAUUUCUUGCAUUCCUCCAUGGCAACAAGGAAUUGAAUGUCUACCACUUGGUGCCACUAUGAUGUACAACCCAAUGUUUACAAAGUGGGAAGUAACUUCUAGUGGCAAAUGGAAGGUUCUUUAUUAUAAUGAAAUCAUAAAUGCUGCUCAAAAUUGUUCAUUUAAAAAAAAAAUACAAUAAUACCUGGUGAUGGAGAUCUGCCUCACUGUAAACCCACAGUCUGACAUUCUACAGGACUUAUAAUUUUAAGUGUUAUUUAUGUAACACACAGAUUAUGGGCUUGGUUUAUGUAAUCUGUAUUUUUAGCAGGUAUAUGCACAGGAAUUUGCCUCCAGACUAUUUAAACACAAUUUGUUAGGAACAUUUUUCCACUCCUGCAAUGAAAGGUAUGGGAGUGGAAUGAGAAGAGUUCUGGAAACCAGAAAAUGUGAUGUUCCACUGGCCUGAAAUACUGCAGCGACAGCACUAAGUAUUUGUAAUAAAAAAAUUAUGAAUAAAAUAAAACUUGAAAAUAAA